UCAGGCUCUCAACAUACCUCACAACCAGACCCUCAAAGCACCAUCUUGAAAACCAUUCCCAACCAUGGUUCCUAGUGAGAUCAGAGGUGUCCACUAUCUAGCACCAGAAAAUCCAUUCCUAGUUCCACCAAACUUUGGACUUCUGCAAAGUGACAUCCCAAACUUCCACCUUAACACCCUCCUAAGCACCUUACCAAACUGCCACUACCCCCCUUCAGGCCUUGAAUUCGUUGCUCCUCCCUCUUCAUGCCUCAGCAGCAACUCCACCUCUGAUGAAGCUGAUGAAAUUCAGUUCAACAUCAUCGACGAAAGGAAGCACCGCAGAAUGAUAUCCAACCGAGAAUCCGCACGCAGAUCAAGAAUGAGGAAGCAAAAGCACUUGGAUGAGCUUUGGUCACAGGUUGUUAGGCUCAGAAGUGAGAACCACAACCUUAUUGACAAACUCAACCAUGUGUCUGAGUCCCAUGACAGAGUGGUCCAAGAGAAUGCACGCCUCAAAGAAGAAGCUUCUGAUCUUCGCCAAAUGCUAGCAGACAUGCAAAUUGGAACCUCCUUUGCUUGCACCAUGGAGGAUUUGGAGGACCUUCCAUGCAACAACACUUCUCAACUCAAACCUGAUCCAUCAAACCAAUCGAUCACCCCUGCAGACAUGAUUCAUGAAUGAGGCUAUUUCCCACGAUAUACACAAACAUAUUAAUCACUCUAUAUAUGUCUCUUUUUCUUACUUUAGAUUUCUAUGAUCUUUGGUGCUUCCAUUGGAGAUGUGAGUUUAGAACCAUAUCAUAUAUAUAUAAUUAUAUAUCAAUUAUCAUAUAAUUUACAGCUUUACAUGUUCUUCACUUGGAAUCAUUAUAAUAUCAAGAAAAUUAUGGUUA
This is a messenger RNA of Cajanus cajan (pigeon pea), 875 nucleotides long. Its product is annotated as basic leucine zipper 43. NCBI's taxonomy places the organism in Eukaryota, Viridiplantae, Streptophyta, Magnoliopsida, Fabales, Fabaceae. Gene Ontology annotation, biological process: regulation of DNA-templated transcription. Gene Ontology annotation, molecular function: DNA-binding transcription factor activity. The record is from RefSeq and is a predicted model, not a curated record.